AUGCAGCCAAGUCUGGAAGAGCCGGUUAUUGGUGGAUGCGGCCACGAAGCCGCGUCGACGAUCAGUUGCGACAUUGCACCAUCGCAUCUCGCCAUUGGAGACGUGUGGAUGGACGAUCUGGACACUAUUAAGUUCUAUCCAUCUCCAACGGGCGCGCGCCGUGAAAAAAAAAAAACAUCGUCUUUGCGCGCUGCAAAUCAUUGCUGCGGAUUACACUUGACACUGUACAAUACCGUCGACGCAUCGCGGGAAAUGGCGACGGCGGCGGCCAACAGAACAGGUCCUCCGGGACAGCCUGACAUUGCGUACACGCCGAACUGGGACACAUACCAAGAGCGCAUCAAGAGACGCCAAGAGACCGAGAAAAUCAAUGGCACUCUCCCCGACGGGUUUCCGCAAAAGCUAGAGUCCAGCUUGGCAUGGACCGGGGCCACCGUCACCGACCAGUACGACUGGUCCUACGAGUUGAACCAGUCUGAGCUGGAGGAGAUUCAAGAGGCCCUGGAUUACUUCAAGAGCCAGAACAAGUCGCUCGGCGAGAUCAGCCAACUCACCUUUCCUCUGCCCAAACUCCAUCCCCGUCUGCGGUCCAUUUCCGCCGACGUGCACAACGGCCACGGGUUCAAGGUCGUCCGAGGCAUUCCAAUCGACAAGUACAGCAGGGAAGAAAACGUCAUCAUCUACGCAGGCAUCGCCUCCCACGUGGCCACCAUCCGCGGGCGGCAGGACCACGAGCACAACGGCCGCCCGGCCGACGUCGUCCUCGCGCACGUCAAGGACCUGUCUACCCACGCAGACGCAAAGAACAUCGGGUCGCCCGCGUACACGACCGAGAAGCAGGUGUUCCACACCGACGCAGGCGAUGUGAUUGCCCUGUUUGCCCUGGCCGCCGCGGACGAGGGCGGCGAGAGCUUCCUGUCCAGCAGCUGGACCGUGUACAACGAGCUGGCUGCCACGAGGCCCGAUCUGAUCCGGACGCUGGCCGAGCCCUGGGAUGUCGAUGAGGCAGAUCAAUCCUCAGAGUUUCUCACGCGCUGCAGAUUCGGCAAGACUGGCCCCCCGGGAUACACGCCCCGGCCGCUCCUGUACCACCAGCCCGCCGGGGAGAAGGGCCCCGAGCGCGUCAUUAUCCAGUAUGCCCGGCGGUCGUUCACGGGCUACUGGGGGCUGCCGCGGAGUGCGGACAUCCCGGCCAUCACGGAGGCGCAGGCCGAAGCGCUUGAUGCGGUGCACUUCACGGCCGAGAAGCACGCGCUGGCUCUCGAGUUUCGCCCCGGCGACAUUCAAUUCGUCAAUAAUUUGAGUAUUUUCCAUGCCAGGGGAGGCUUCCGCGACUCUCUGGAAAAACAACGCCACCUUAUCCGCCUGUGGUUGAGAGACGAGGAACUGCACUGGGACACGCCUGCUGCGCUGCAGAGCAGGUGGGACAGGGUGUAUGGCAAUGUGACUCCUGAGAAGCAAGUGUUUCCUCUGGAGCCGUCGAUCCGGUCGGCUUCUUCUGGUGUAAAGGCCAAGCAGGACGCGCUGCCAUUGUCGUCUGUGGCCGUUGCUAUAAGUGCUUAA
Metarhizium brunneum ARSEF 3297 is the source of this 1563-nucleotide messenger RNA. The record is from RefSeq and is a predicted model, not a curated record. NCBI's taxonomy places the organism in Eukaryota, Fungi, Ascomycota, Sordariomycetes, Hypocreales, Clavicipitaceae.